Penicillium samsonianum is the source of this 1572-nucleotide messenger RNA. RefSeq names its product cytochrome P450. The coding region runs from base 1 to 1572 and encodes 523 amino acids. The record is from RefSeq and is a predicted model, not a curated record. The transcript is spliced from 2 exons. NCBI's taxonomy places the organism in Eukaryota, Fungi, Ascomycota, Eurotiomycetes, Eurotiales, Aspergillaceae. Gene Ontology annotation, molecular function: heme binding; monooxygenase activity; iron ion binding.
AUGGCUCUUCUAUCCCUUUUGCUCUCGCCAUGGGCUAUUGCCGUGGCCAUCCCCGCGUGGUUCGCGAUCUACUACAUAUACCCCUAUUUAGUAUCAUACGGGCACUUAAGUCGAGUUCCGGGUCCUCUUGUUGCCAAAUUUAGCAACAUAUGGGUCGGAUUAAGUGCCAAACAUGGCCAGAAAUAUGCCGCAGUCGACGCGGCGCAUCGAAAACACGGCAAAGUCGUCCGUAUUGGUUUCAACCAUGUGUCUAUCGCAGAUGAACGGGCAUUAAAUGUUGUUUAUGGGCAUGGAAAUGGCUUCCUCAAAGAUCACUAUUAUGAAGCCUUUGUGGCGCGAACCCCGGGCAUGUUCAAUGUUCGCGACCGUGCCGAACACACACGCAAGCGGAAAAUUAUAUCACAUGCCUUCUCUCCCAGAUCAGUUGCUGAGUUUGAGCCGUUUAUGGCAGAAAACCUAGAGCGAUGGACAAGCCAGCUGGACCGGAUCGCGGGUUCUCAGUCACAAAACAACGGGAAGGUAUUUGCUCCAUACAACGCAAUGCCCUGGUUCAGCUAUCUUGCCUUUGACAUAAUCGGAGAUCUGGCAUUUGGUUCACCAUUUGGCAUGGUAAACAAGGGCAAAGACGAGACUGAGACGCAGCUCGUGACCGGAGGACCCAUUUCAUACACCCCGGCAGUUGACGUGUUGAAUAGACGAGGCGAGAUCUCUUCGACAUUGGGCCUUCUUCCAGCACUGCGUCCAUGGGCUCGGUACCUUCCCGAUCCAUUUUUCACCAAGGGCGUAGCGGCCGUGGAGAACCUGACGGGGAUUGCUGUCGCCGCUGUCGCGUCACGACUAGAUGCCGCGGAGAAGGGAAUGGUCGACUCGCGCAACGAUAUUCUUUCGCGCUUGCUACAAGCCAAGGAUGCUAAUGGAAGGGAAAUGGAGCGGGACGAGCUCAUAGCAGAGGCUCUGACACAGCUUAUCGCUGGCUCGGACACAAUAUCCAACACGGCCUGCGGGAUCUUUUACUGGAUCCUGCAUGGAGAACGUAGUGCACCGGGUACGAUAAUUCCCCGACUACAAGAGGAGUUGGACCAAGCAAUUCAUUCUGAAGCAAAGAUCGCAUCUUAUUCUCAAAUCAAAGAGCUCCCAUUCCUGCGAAGAUGUAUUGAUGAAGCAAUGCGACUGCAUUCUACCUCGGCUAUUGGUCUGCCACGUUUGGUCGCCGAUCAUAGCCCGGGUGUCGAUUUUGAUGGCUUCCACUUCCCACCUGGAACAGUACUUUCAGUGCCCUCGUACACUAUCCAUCAUAUGAAGGAUAUUUGGGGAGACGACGUCGAGGAAUUCAAGCCUGACCGUUGGUUGAACCUGACUGCCCGACAGAAAACUGCUUUCAACCCAUUCUCAUAUGGCCCCCGGGCAUGUGUCGGACAGAACGUCGCCAUUAUGGAACUGCAGCUAAUCAUUGGAACUUUGUUUCAUCGGUAUGAGUUUGCAUUGUACCAGCAAACCAUGGAGUCUCACGAAGGGUUCUCGAAAAAACCCAAGGAGUGCCAGGCAGGUCUCAGGUUGAGAGAGUGCAGUUGA